Nasonia vitripennis (jewel wasp) is the source of this 3152-nucleotide messenger RNA. RefSeq lists its product as uncharacterized. Lineage: Eukaryota; Metazoa; Arthropoda; Insecta; Hymenoptera; Pteromalidae. Gene Ontology annotation, molecular function: zinc ion binding. The record is from RefSeq and is a predicted model, not a curated record. The coding region runs from base 881 to 2953 and encodes 690 amino acids. The transcript has 4 exons.
UCCGAAAAAUUUGCCGCCAAGUAAUCCUAUCUAUACAUCUACAUACUUAUUUUUUAAUCUUUUGGCCCAGUUCAUUGUUAGAAGAACUGAAGAAUUCAUUAUGAUUUUACCAAUACUUAUUGCUUAUAUAGCUUCACUCACAAGUCAGGAUCUAGGGUUUCCGUAUACUUACUUACUGCAGGCUUACGUUCUAAUUGGACGGCGAACAUGAAGCGAUUGGUAAACAAGGCGAAGCUUGGCAUUUGUUUUGCGAACGGAAUCAGAACAAUUGAAAGUUGUCGAUCGCGGUUAAUGGAAGUCACAAAAACCUAAGUAUAUUGUGCGCUAGAGAACACAAGCUGGACCUUUUGAUGAUCAAUUAGAAAAAGAACAAAAGCAAGUGUUGUGUGAAAAUUCAUCAGUGAAGUUUAUUUUUCAGCAGACGAGUGAAUCUUCAUUCUUCAGUGCCGAAUUCGGUUUUUACGCAAUGACUAUAGAUAGCUCAUAGAUAGAUCGACACAUAAGAUUUUCGCCGAUAAUAUUAGUACAUAUACACACACCUAUCCAGUCGACUAUCGUUAGUCUUAUCAUCAAAAAUUUAGUCAGUGGUUCAUCUUAGUGCUUAACUGGAUUUAUACCUUCAAGUACUUCUAAGUGUUAACGUACAACAAAAUAUGGUGUAUAUUUUGCUUGAAAUUUCGCAAAGCACGACAUAAAUGAUAUACUGAAGUAAUGUAAUCGUGAUUAUUCACGUGUGAUUCCCCUAUCUGUUUCAUUAUACAUACCAGGUGCAUCUACACCAAAUUCAAAUUCAACUGUGUAAUUCAAAUGGAACAAUAUUAUUAAAAAUAAUAUUCAUCGUUUGAUUUAUUUUUGGUGCCUAUGACUUGUCGCUUGCAACAUGAGUUUUCACUAUUUCGACCAACCAUCAAUAACUUCUGCGAAUGCUGAACUUGUAGAUAUUACAGGUGAUUAUCAGCAAUUUAAUCAAGCGCACAGCUUGAUAGAAGAGGAAGAAAACAUGGGUACAGAGAUAAAAGAAGAAACCAUAGCUUCAGAAAAUUCGCGGCUUACAAAUAUUAUAAGUAAUCAGCAAUUUGAUCAACCGUCAACAAGUUCAGCCAACGCUGAACUUAUAGAUAUUACAGGUGAUUAUGAGCCAUUUGAUCUAGCGCACAACUUGACAAUAAAGGAAGAAACCAUGAUUUUAGAAAAUGCUGGACUUGCAAAUAUGCAUGCUCAACAAUCUGGUCAACCAUUGAAGAAAUCCAGAAUGAAGGAAGUAAUUCAAAAUGUUGACAGAACUAACAGUAUCGAACCUAAUUACAGUACAUUACUAAGCAUGUUUCCAAAUGUAGAUGCUAAAUAUAUUAGACAAAUUUGUAUUAAGCCACCUUUUAAUAAUGAGGAAGGCAAUAGUUUAGUUAUGCUAAUAAAUCAUCUCCUCAGUUAUGAAGAGAAAAUUGAUGAAGCUCUUAUUUCUGAAUUAAACGAUGAACAAAAUCAAACAAGUGAAGAUUACUUGUUAUAUUUUGUUAAAGAAUUAGAAGAAGAGGAAAAUAAAAUAAAGAUGGACAAAAUCUUAUCGGAGAUGCUUGAAGCAAAGGAUCGCCAAGCUAUGGAAGAACAAAAACGAAAUGAAAACUUGCUUAAUGAGCUGCUUUUUUCAGAAUUUCUUCAAAAGGAUAAAGUUGCUGUUGUUGAAAAAAUGCAAAUUUUGGAAAACAUCCUACCUGAUGCUGACCCAAACAUUCUUAAAAAAUUUGUUGAAAAAAAUCAUGAAAAUGCUAAUUCAUUAGAAGAAUUUGUUGAAUCUAAUCUUCAACACAAGAACUACAAAAAAAGGGAUCAAUAUUAUGCACGAUUGAGAACCAAAGAAAGAAUUGAAGAAUAUACAACUGGGUUUGAUCUAGAAAGAUUCAUUAAACAGUUUCCUGAUCCAUUUGAACAUUUUGAAAACCCAGAAAGAGAAGGUGCCAAACAAGAAAAAGCAUUAAACUUUUUGAUAAACAGAUAUAAUUUUGAUGCUAGAUACAUAGAUAAAGUUUAUGCAGAGAGUAAAUAUAACUUGAGUCUAGCUGACAAAAAUUUACAGAACAUAAGCGGCAUUCAGCCAACUGCAAAAUCAAAUAUUGAUUCUGACAAUAUACCUUUGUUGCAAGAAAUUGCAUAUAUUGAGAAUAAAUCGCAUAUCAGAAAAUAUUUGGAUGUUAUAAGAAAAAAAGAAGAACAAGAAAUGGAUUUGUUAAGGGCCCAGAAACUUCUCUUGGAAUGUCAAUGUUGUUAUGAUGAUGUCAAACCAACAGAGUGCAUCGAAUGUGAUAAUAAUCACAUUUUUUGUAAAAGAUGUAUAAUUAAAGGAACAGACUUGGCUCUCUCAAAUGGAGAAAUUUCUGUUAAAUGUUUUAGGGGGGCAGAAUGUACUGGUGAAUUUUCACUAAAUAUACUUCGAAGAGUUUUAUCACCCCAUACGUUCGAUAUAUUUUUAAAUAAACGACAAGAAUUUGAAAUAAAAGCUGCCAAGUUAGAUGGAUUAGUUAACUGUCCAUUUUGUCCAUAUUCAAUGGAGCUUGCCCCUCAAAUACAAAUAUUUACUUGCAAAAAUCCAGAGUGCAUGAAAAUAACUUGCCGUCUGUGUAAAAGAAUGAAUCACUUACCUAUAAAAUGUGAAGAUGUUCUUGACGAGCAUAAAGGUAGAUUAUUUGUUGAAGAAGAAAUGUCUAAAGAACUUAUAAGAUAUUGUCCCAGAUGUAACACGCCGUUUGUUAAACUACACGGAUGCAACUACAUGACAUGUCGCUGUGGUGCAUCAAUGUGUUACAUAUGCAAAACACCUUUGCAGCGAGGCAGUAAUCAUUUUCAUUGUAAUAAUAACAGCGAUCAGUAUGAACGAGAGCAAGUUGAAUUGAGACGUGUACAAGCUCUUACAAAAUUGCGUCAAGAUUUUCCUGAUCUUAAACUACCUGAUGUAUAGAUAAUUAGCAUAAAAUACACUUAUUCUGCGUUAUUAUAAUUUUAUGAUAAAAAAAAAUAUUGAUAAGCAUUGUAUGCUGUUAAUGCCAAGUUUUAUAAAGAGCUCUUUAUAAUGAUGCUUAACAUAUUAUUGAUUGAGAAAUUGGAGUAUUUUUUAUAACGGAUUUCAUGAAAAUAAAACUCAUUAUAUUAAUAAAAAA